This is a messenger RNA of Ornithodoros turicata, 2057 nucleotides long. RefSeq lists its product as uncharacterized. The coding region runs from base 76 to 1968 and encodes 630 amino acids. The record is from RefSeq and is a predicted model, not a curated record. Gene Ontology annotation, cellular component: membrane. The transcript has 5 exons. NCBI's taxonomy places the organism in Eukaryota, Metazoa, Arthropoda, Arachnida, Ixodida, Argasidae.
CUCGCAUGGUUUGGUGUCAGCUGGGCCGUCGGUGCUUCGACGCUGCACUGCUAACCUGCACGAGUCACGGAGCGCAUGCCUCAUGCGAAUACCUACACUCGAUCGGUACUUAUUUCUACUUAUCGCUUGAUGUCAGACACUUCGCCUCCCUCGGAUGAACCAUCCACACUAUCUGAGAGUCCGCUGAAGACUUGUAGAUGGAAGUACACAAAAGUCGCACACCUCAGGUGCCAUCUUUUCCUUCUUUUUGGCUCCUUCGCGACAGUGCUGCCCUACACGUCCACGCAGGCCGAUGAACUUGGAAUCGAUACCCCGUACGUCGCCAUCAUGAUGGCUGUGGUUCCCGUCACUACCGUCCUGGCCACUGGCACCGUGUCCCAAUGUGAAAGCAGAAACAGCAAGCUUAAACUGGUGUUGAUCCUAAUCGUCCUAGUGCAAUCCAGCUGUCACUUGCUAACCAUUCACAUACGUCCGAUAGAACAUCAUUCCGUCUACGAACACGAGAUCGAACCAUCAUGCUCAACAGAUAAUGUAACACUUUCUGUCUGCAUGCCUGGCCCAAUGUUCAAUCAUACAGCCCUCUGCAAGGAUACUUGGACUGAAGAUGCUCCAGGUGAUCGCACAGCCCUUAUUUGUGCCCUAGCCUGUGGUUGCUUCUGCAAGCCGAGGUCUACCGGCCGUUCAUGUGUAAUCGAAGAGAAGUUCCUCCAAGGUUGUUCUAAUACCAUCUGUAUGACGUUCGACAUCUCAAACUACACGUUCCUCUGCAACAGUAACAUUGUACCACCGUGCGAGUUGUCAUGCACACGAUCACCUAGUCAAGAGCACGCAGAUGUUCCAUCGAAUUCAUCGAGGAGGCCGAAACUUCCAUUGUGGAGCAAGGCAUUUUGGAAGUCUGCUGUCGAAAACCCGCAGAUUGUCAAGUUCCUCGCGCUGCGGUUAUCCGGCAUCGUAUUGUCGGGACUAGCGGUAACCUUUACCGUUGUUGCUUGUCACUUAGUCAUAAGCGACGCCUGGACAAUGGACGGAAGGGAGCUGUUGUGGGGGUCUGCAGGCUGGGGCGUUGUCUCCCUACUCACAGGUCACCUCAACCACUUUGCAAGCAAGGAUGAUCCGCACCGCAUCAACUUCACUUUUGCCAUGCGCCUCAUGACUGCCAUCAACCUGCUCGAUGUGGUGGUACUCUUGACCCUGCCGUUACCGCGGCGUGAAUCCAAGCCUCAACCAAUCUUAAUGGACGCGCAUUCCCUAUACCGGACUUUGAGGACCACAGUAUACCUAUCACUGACGUUCCUCAUGGGAUCCUUAUCGGGGGUUAUCUGGACUUACGGUCCUUUGGGACUCCGAAUCAUCGGAGCGCAUCCAGUGCUCGUUGGUGCAACACUUGCAGUACAAGGGCUUGGAGGAGAGCUGUUGAACUUCUUCCUGUCAAAUGUCAUCGUUCAAUCCCUGGGACUGAGUCACGCCGUUAAUCUGUCGAUCGUCGGCAUGUUUGUUCGCUUACUGGUGUAUGGACUUGGAUUCACACCGUGGUUAGUCUUACCUGUAGAACUCUUACAAGGCUUUACGCUGGGGCUAUUCAUCAAAGGCUCCAUCGCACUCGUCAGCAUGGCAGGAGAGGAAGGCAUUGAACGUCAAGUUCAUCAAGUGAUAUCCACGAUGUAUCAUGGUGUAGGUGCCUGCUUCGGUGCUUUCGUGGCUGGGUGCAUCAUCUAUGUAUUUGAUUUUACUACGGCAUAUGUUGCCUCGAGCAGCUUUGCUCUAUUCGGACUCUGCGUCCAUGUAUUGUAUACCUACUUCGCUGCUUCUAUCAACACUGGAGUAUUUGUCUUGUUCAUCGCAGUUUCAGAACGGAGACACGUUUUGGUGACCUUUUCUCCCAGUGUCGAAGGUGGCAGCGAGCAAUCAAGAAUGUCUCAAGCAGGAAGGGACAGUUCUACUAUCACAAGCACAACAUCUGUUGUUUGAAAGUUAAUACAACACAUUCUAUUGCAAAGUUUGUAAAGUUUCAUGCAUAUUUGUCGUGUGCAUUACUACCAUUAAAAUUGUUAACUCGA